This is a messenger RNA of Hyaloscypha bicolor E, 1516 nucleotides long. RefSeq names its product uricase. The record is from RefSeq and is a predicted model, not a curated record. Lineage: Eukaryota; Fungi; Ascomycota; Leotiomycetes; Helotiales; Hyaloscyphaceae. Gene Ontology annotation, biological process: purine nucleobase catabolic process; urate catabolic process. Gene Ontology annotation, cellular component: peroxisome. Bases 465 to 1373 code for a protein of 302 amino acids. Gene Ontology annotation, molecular function: urate oxidase activity. The transcript is spliced from 3 exons.
CACGAGAAGACUUGUUUCAAAAUCUCUGCAUCCUAUGAGACCAGGUAAAACUUUGCAAGGCAUGAAGAUUUGAAGACCCCCAAGACUUAUAGAAUUCUGUAUUUUACUGCAAACUAAACUCGGCGCAAGGCUGGCUCGGCCGCCUCCGAGCGAACCUCGAUCCAACCGACGACAGCCUUCACAUUGACCGACGAACCAGCCUAUCAGACGUCUCUUAUCUGCUAGAUGUCUUAGUUGCUUUGGCCGGAAUCUGGAUCUCCUAGUCGACAGCUGUGCCGUCUUUCCAGAUAAGACUUGUGGAUGCGGAUACAUAAAGCUCCCAGCUCCCGCUUUCGAACUCUCAUCCACUUCAAUCAAGCAUCACCUCACACAUUCAAGCCCUUGCCAGACUUAAGCCACAACUCUUACUUUCAGUACGUCCCUGCCAAUUGACAUUGACUUAAGUUUCCACACCUUACCCAAAAAUGGCCUCAAUUGCUUCUGCUCGUUAUGGCAAGGACAAUGUCCGCGUCUAUAAAGUCGAGCGAGAUGAGAAGACGGGCGUGCAAACCGUCACCGAGAUGACCGUCUGCGUGCUAUUGGAGGGUGCUAUCGAGACCUCAUACACCAAGGCAGACAACAGCGUGGUUGUUGCUACAGACUCUAUGAAGAACACCGUCUACAUCAAGGCGAAGGAGCACCCCGUCACCCCUCCCGAGCUCUUUGGCAGCAUUCUCGGCACUCAUUUCAUCGAAACAUACUCUCACCUGACCGCUGCGCACAUCAAAAUUGUCACACACCGCUGGACAAGAAUGACGAUAGAUGGCACGCCACACCCGCACUCUUUCUACCGUGAUGGAGCCGAGACUCGUAACGUCGAGGUUGUAGCGCGGAAAGGGAAGGGACUCGGAAUCCGCAGCGGCAUCGCCGGUUUGCUUGUGCUGAAGAGCACGGGCUCGCAAUUCCACGGCUUUGUUCGAGAUGAAUACACCACGCUUCCUGAGGUCUGGGACAGGAUUCUGUCAACUGAAGUCGACGCCAAUUGGUCUUGGAAGACAUUCCCUAAUGUUGCUGCAGUUACAGCAGCUGUUCCCAAGUUCGACAAGGCUUUCGAUGACGCUAGAGAUAUCACAAUGAAGACUUUUGCCGAGGAAGACAGCCCAUCCGUCCAGAACACUAUGUACAAGAUGUGCGAAUACAUCAUGGAAGCCGUCCCAGAAGUCGAAAACGUGGACUACUCCCUCCCUAAUAAGCACUAUUUCGAAAUUGACUUGAGCUGGCACAAGGGCCUGAAGAACACCGGCAAGGAUGCCGAGGUCUACGCCCCUCAAUCAGGGCCUAAUGGGCUCAUCAACGUCACAGUUGCUCGUUCGCAAACAGCAGCCAAACUAUAGAGAAGACUGCUUUGUACAAAAACAUAACGCCCUUCAUGAAAUACACGUCGGCAUUAGGCGCAUGGUAAAAAGGUUGCUUCAGCGUUGAUUAACGCCAGAUUGUAAAUACUAGUUGCAGAUACCAAUACAUCAAGUGUGCACAA